AUGCAACCGCCCGGACCUCAUUCGCCUGGAAGAAGGAGGCCCGGCACGAGGGAGCAGUGUCCCUUUGUUCGGGCAUCCGCUCUCGCUUGCAAGAUGCAGCUUCAUCUCAUUGUCGAGCCGUGCCAGCGAACUAGACGAGAAGCGACAGAUCCACCAGAGCACGUACUGCGUCACAGGGCCUCAUCCAUCAAGCAAACGUCGCUGAACCUACCGAUGCCGCAGCUUCGGCUUCAAAUCAAGAGCGCAUACGUUGACGAUGUGCCGACGUUCUCGGAAGGCGAGCCAGAGCCCCUCACUUUCAGGACAGCGCGUCCCACGGCCAUGUCGAGGCCCAAGCCCGUCUUUCUGCGCCAAGCACCGAUCCCACGUUUGCCAGAACAAAGGGACCUGAACGAUAAUUUGGCGGUGGCUAGCGUCGAAUCGUGCUUUCGACCAGGGUCCACGCCGCGGCCAGGUGCAGGAAAUUCGUCCACGUCGAGUUCUGCGCAACGCGGCAUCUUGCGUCCGGCCAUCAAGCGCCGCGGCAACACCUCGACUGCCCGGAGGCGGGUCCAUUUUCAAACCGACCUCGACGAUAGGGACCGAUUCACCAAUGCGCCCUCAACGCCGCGGCAUCCAUCUCUCGUCAGUGCCUCGUCGGAACCUGUGAAAGUCAAGCUCGAGGACGAAGAUGGAUUGGGCACUUGCCUCGGCGCGCCGGCGGGUGGCAACGAAGUAGACUCUCUGGAUCACGGGAGCAGGGCAGAGGCAAAUCCUCUGUUUUUUGCUCCAGACGAGCCUGCGUGGCAACACGAAGAGGCUGCGACGAGCCCGAGAAGAAGGACAAAGGGCCGUCGCCGCAAGGUCGGAGUGUGGCGUCAGCGCUGGCGCUCUUUCCUCCGGUUCUCAGCUCAAGGCCAUCGUGCCCGGGCUUGUAGAGGCAGCCGCGGAGCAGCUGUCCCUCUGUGCCCACUUGUGAGGCGCGCUUAUCGCAUGCGCGUUGCGGCCAGUGGCACAGCUGAAGUGCUUGAGAAGCGGCGUGGAAGAGCUCCCACACAAUGUGGGUGCUGCAUAGGCCCAGGCAUGUCCAGGGGCUUGUUCGCCAAACUGCUCGAGGUGCCAUUGUGCCCUGCGGGAGAAUCCGCUGUCCAGCGCAGGGGACCCGUGAGUCGUGCCGUGCGAGGGCCUAAGCUUCGUCGUAAGGCACAAACUCUGCGAAAGGCUAAGCGCACAUGCCCCCCCACCAGCGUACCUUCGAUUGUAGUCGCACCCGCGACGGAGGCGCUGAGUUCCGACCCGGCGAAACCACCGCCUCGCACACUUCCUGUACGGCAGCUGUCCUUGAUGUACUGCGCGACCAACGUUGGCGAUUUUAUGAUGUAUGCGUCGGCAAUGCUGGGCAGCUGCAGACACAUGCUACACUUUCCGCCCCUCCAGCUGCUCAGCGGGCUGCGUGCCCUGGCACACGAGCUGCUGCAGCGCUCGCAACCGAUCCGCGAUGCAGAGCAUCAGAUUGCAGCUCACGGAAGAAGCACGAUCCGCAGACUGCGUGAUUUGCUCAAACACAUCCUUGUCGCAACGCAGAUCACCAAACUCCUGCCUGCCAAGGUUACCUCCAACAUGUGGGAGCAGUCGCGCUGCAUCAGUCUCGCCAAGGUAGAUGCCAUCAAGAGGCUGCUCGACCGUGCUCUGCUGCCGCAGCCAGCAGGCUUGCCAUCGGCCAAGAGUGAGAAGCUCAAAGUGCCGAGUGCAUCGACGCAACAUCUCCUUGUCCCUGCUCGAACUCGAUGA
This is a messenger RNA of Moesziomyces aphidis, 1770 nucleotides long. Lineage: Eukaryota; Fungi; Basidiomycota; Ustilaginomycetes; Ustilaginales; Ustilaginaceae. The record is from the annotation of a GenBank genome assembly.